Messenger RNA from Durusdinium trenchii, 3723 nucleotides. NCBI's taxonomy places the organism in Eukaryota, Dinophyceae, Suessiales, Symbiodiniaceae. The record is from the annotation of a GenBank genome assembly.
AUGGGGCUUCCAGACGAGAAGUUCGACACGGAGGAAGUGACACCGGCAGAGGAGAUGGAAGACGACGAGCCUUCAAGCCCUGUUCCAAGGACCAGCCCCGGAUCUCGGCCGCGGAGCGAGGAGAGCGAUCGCUUUGACCGGCGGAGCAGGGAAGACCAGACGCUGGGUGAAGUUCAGAAAGAUGAGGAAACCCACGAGGAGAGUGUAGCUUUCCGUGCUUUGAUUCAAUGCCAAGAGAAGCACAUGAAGAAGAUCCUGCGUGAGCUAGACCAUGGUGCCAAGGAGUCCUGCUGGGCGUGGUAUAUCUUCCCCACCGAGAAAGCUGGAAUGUGUGAUUUCGACGGGACUCGAAUCACCAAGGACAAUGCGGUUGACCUUUGCAACAAUGAAUCCACUGCGAUGGACUGGCAAAAGUGUCUUGAGAAGAUUUGCGAUUUGCUCGAGGCUCGAGACAAGCGGCCUCCAGAUAGCCAUGUUCUACCUCGAAUUGAUCACGGCCGCGUGCAUUGGUUUAUCAAGUUUUGGGCCAAGUAUGAGAAGACCCCUGAGUGGUUGCUGAAGGUUUGCGAGCAGAAGCUGCUCAAGGCAUCUUUCUCAGUGGCCAUCCUUUCAACCUUGGUCGGCACCGCCACUGGCACUUGUGAGGAUGUGUGGUUUGUGGAGGGGAAGUUUUAUGGUGAGACCUUCACAUGUGGAGAAAGAAUUGUGCAUUUGCAAACUCCUGAGGGUGGUGCCUUCUCAGAGCAAGACGCCCGGGUGAAGACCGCACUUGAGGAUGACAAGUGUGCUGAUUGCUGGCCUUGGGAGAAGUACCGGGAGGAUGGUGAAAUUGAACGGUCCAGCAAACGAGGUGUGGCCAUCGAGAAUCACCGUCUCACUGCUGAAUCACUCACAGGACUGGCCAAGGUGGUCACAUGGGGGAUGACCUGGGCAUACCAGACACAAAAUGGACCUAGCUUGGAUGUGUGGGACAUGGCGGGUGUGGACUUUGUCCCCUUGGUUUGGGGUCAUGAGACGAUCUCCGAGAUCCAAGAAGAUGGCCUUCAGGAAGGACGAACAGCUUUGCUGGGCUUCAAUGAGCCCAACUUCCCCAAUCAGGAAGCGGCGGCUUAUUGGCCACAGCUUGAGCAGAUCGCUGCAGAGAAUAACAUCACCACGCUUGUGUCUCCGCAGAUGAAUUACCAUGACUCCAUGGAUCCCAUCGAGUGGCUGAGUCAGUUCUUCGAAGCUUGUCAAGGCUGCAAGGUGGAUGCGAUUGGCCUCCAUGUCUUCGCUUGCUACGCCAACGGCUUGAAGUACCACCUGGACAGAUACCGGGUCUUUGGGAAGCCAAUGUGGGUCACAGAGAUUGCCUGCUCAGACCCUUACAACCCUCAACGACUCUCUGCUGAAGGACAGAUGGCUUACAUGAGGGAGGCCAUUCCACUUCUUGAAGCAGACGAAGAUGUUGAAAAGUAUGCCUGGUUCAGCUACUUCCAGGACGAGUGGGCACACCCCAUCGUCGAUGGUCUAAAUGGUGAUGCAGGCCUUGUUUUCCCAAAUGGGACUCUGACGGAGUUGGGUAAGCUUUACACCUCCUUCGCCGCAGGAACCAACUUGACUGAGAUCAACAUUACAGUGCCUGACCCGCCUGAAGUCAACGAAACAAACCAAACAAACGCUACAUCCACCACAGUGACCGUGACAACUUCAGGCUCUACGGUGUCCUCCACCGUAUCCUCUACCGUCUCCACGGUGUCCACAAGCACGACAAGGUUUUUGGCAGCAUCCACGACCGCCGUUGACGAUGUCACCACUACUCUGCCUGAAACUUCCUCCAGUGCUGACACAACAGAGGUGACCAGCACUACCAAGAUUGCCACAACUGAAGCCACCAGCACAGAGAUGCCUAGUACCACGACCACCAGCACAACGGAGAUGGCCACGACCAGCACGAGUGAAAUACCUACCACAGCACCAGCAGCAACUACUGUAGACACCAGUACCACCCAGUUGACAACGACUGCGAUGGCCACAUCUACGGUAUCCAUGGGUGCAGCCACCACUGUACGUAUAGCUACCACCGCUGAGAUGACCACCACUACAACAGAACCUAUGACUUCGACUGAGAGUGAGGACAACAGCAGCAACGGUACGGUGGCAACCACCGACGCCUAUGGAGGCAGUGCUGAUGCCCAGUUCGCAUGUCUCAACGAAUUGGAGCAGGGAAGUUUCCCAGGCAUUUUCCUCCUUUUGGCUGUAAUUGCGGCAGCUAUGGCGGGCUCCGCUCUCACAUCUCUUUUCUACGACAAGCGAUGCAGAAGUAGGUUCUGCUUUUGUUGCCGUAAAGCUGACAAGGAGCAGGAAGAUCUCAAGAGAUCUCUUUCUGGAGACUGGCAGGGUAGCUACUUUGGAGUGAUGGGUAACAGUGCGCCCACCAGCAAAGUAGCACCGGAACCUAGCCUUCUCCUCCCGAUGGAAGCUGUUGCUCGUCGGGUGGCGAGUGGAUCACCUCACGCAAAUGAUGUGGUGGAAGGAACGCCAGUGGUUGGAACCCUGACCCAGAAAAGCAAGAAGAGCGCGUUGAACGAGAUUGCGGUGGGCACUCCGGUUCAAAGCCGGGUUUCCCGGCAGCAGGCGGUGAAGAUGUUGGUGGAAUCCAUGGAGAAGGAGAAGUCGUCUUCCGACCCCAUGGGCGGGCUCCUCGCACGUGCCAAGUUCGUCGGGGAUGCUGAUGGCGCAGAGGCGAUGUUAGCAGAAGCUGCCAGACGCGCAAGCGCCUUUCAGGAGGAGUUGGACAAGCAGAGGCAGAAGCUUCAAAAGCGGCAAAAGAAGGAUGGCAAACCGUCUUUGCUGGAUGCUGCGGACUUGAUGAACCAGACGGAUGAUCUGGCAGGAUUGCAGAAGCAGGCAGAAGAAGAGCUGAGCUCCUUGAAAGCCUUGCAUGGCCUCAAAGAUGGCAACGAAUGGGGAAAUGCGCUCUAUCCCUGUGAGGCCUGUGGCUUGUUGGAGGACACCUGGAAGCAGUUCCUCUCCGAUUCACAAGCUGAAGCCCAGGCCGCCCUGGCAGAGACCGCCAAAACCACCAAGGUGCUCAAUUCAGACGAUGAACGGAAAGCUGCUUUGGCGGAGGCUGCCCGUCGACAGGCAGCUUUCCAAGAGGAGCGAGAGCUGCAGAAACAGCGGCAGAAGCUUCAGAAGCGAAGCAAGGCUGUGGAAGAGUUGCGCAAUGGAGCGCGACAGGGAUGCGGCUAUGGAAGAGUGUCGUCAGAGUUGCGCUCAGUGAGGUGUGCUGCUAAUGGAGCGGACUCAGAGGAAUGGAAAGAGCUCCUUCAGGGGUGGGAGGCUAUGAAGGAGGAGAUGGCAGAAGUGUGUAACCAGGCCAGUGACACAGUGGCCUUCUCCAUUUUGUCGGACAUCGACUGGCUGAUGGGGCUGAUGGGAUGCAGCACAUGCGCCCAGGAUUUCCAAGAUGCAAAAGAGAAAGCCAGUGGCUGGGCAUCAACCGCCAAGCUUGGGGAGGUGAGCCGUGAUGAACAGCUGGCCUUGUUGGAAGAGGCUUCACGUCGUAGCAAGCUCGGAAGUACGGCAGAGUUCGCACCGAACAUUCGUGCAGCAGUCUUCGAUGAAGAGCUUCAGAAACAACGAUCGCAACUCAUUUGCAAAGUUGACUGCUCCAACCAACUUGACAAUCUUGACCAUGAACACUUGUUGGAACCAGCCAUGCUUUUGAAACCAGUUUAG